Corythoichthys intestinalis (scribbled pipefish) is the source of this 5919-nucleotide messenger RNA. RefSeq names its product zinc finger protein OZF-like. Gene Ontology annotation, biological process: regulation of transcription by RNA polymerase II; embryo development; urogenital system development. Lineage: Eukaryota; Metazoa; Chordata; Actinopteri; Syngnathiformes; Syngnathidae. Bases 227 to 1930 code for a protein of 567 amino acids. Gene Ontology annotation, cellular component: nucleus. The transcript is spliced from 3 exons. The record is from RefSeq and is a predicted model, not a curated record. Gene Ontology annotation, molecular function: DNA-binding transcription factor activity, RNA polymerase II-specific; RNA polymerase II transcription regulatory region sequence-specific DNA binding.
AGGAGUUGCCGUCGGAUGGCUUGGAAAUGUGAUGUUUUCAAGACAAUCCACUUUUCAUCUCUCCUUAGCCCCGUAAUUGACUGAAAGGUGCCAUACAUUCUCGGACAGGCCAAGAAUCCGUUCAAUCUCGCUUCUGCCGUUUGGGUGCACUAUGAAACUUGGAGGCCUGCUUAGGUUAGCCUAGCCUAGCCUAGUAAGCUGUUAGCAAAGAGAACAAACUCCGCGCAUGGGAUCAACACGUCGCCGAGCAAACAAACAUCAAGUCCCAAAAUGUCUGAUCAAUAUGUCAGCCAAGCCCAUCAUCCUGAGCACCAGGUGUCUGAAUGCAUCAAAGAAGAGGAAGAGUCACCAUACAUUAAGCAAGAGGAGGACUACGUACCCAUUCAAGGUCAUCCCAAGUGGUGCUUUUUUCCCCUCUUCAAAUGAGGCAAAGAUCAAAUAUGGUUUCAGCAAAUAUGUUUGUCCUGACGCUCAACAGCUAAAGAGAAAAGUACAACUUUCAAUCAAAAAGGAGGAGGAGGUAGAGCUGCCAUACUUUAAAGAGGAGAACAAUAUUACCAUGUUGAUUUGUGAGCCCUUGAACAGCGAUGGUCCGAGUGAGGCCAGCAGAGGGACGGCGCCUCCAAGCAGCACCUCAACAGAAGGAUCGCAAGCACUCGUUUUCAUCGCACCAUCAGAUAGAAAUGGAGCCACAUCACACUCACCUUACAAAGAUGAUGGUCAGAAGAAAUCUCACUGUGAUGACGAGCUCUGCAAAUGCUCUCAGUGUGGGAAAACCUUUGCUAAUAACUAUACUUGUCAUAUGAAUAUGAGGAGCCACACUGGUGAAAAUCCUCUUGUCUGCUCAGUUUGUAGUCAAAAAAUCACACAGAAGAGCAACUUAGACGGACACCCAAGAACCCACACUGGUGAAAAACCUUUUUCCUGCUCAGUUUGUGGAAAAAGAUUUACUCAGAAGAGCGCCUUAAACACACACACAACAACCCACACUGGUGAAAAACCGUUUUCAUGCUCAGUUUGUGGUAAAAGAUUUGCUCAGAACCAAGACUUGAAAGUACACAUAAGAACCCACACUUGUGAAAAACCUUUUUGCUGCUCAGUUUGUGGCCAACGAUUCAGUCAAAAGAGCAGCUUCAACAGACACGCAAGAACCCACACUGGUGAAAGACCUUUUUCCUGCUCAGUUUGUGGUCAAAGAUUCAUUUGCAAGAGCAACCUAAACACACACACAAGAACACACACUGGUGAAAAACCUUUUUCCUGCUCAGCUUGUGGCCGAGGAUUCACUCAAAUUCAACACUUAAACAGACACAGAAGAACCCACACUGGCGAAAAACCUUUUUCCUGCUUAGUUUGUGGUCAAGGAUUCACUCAAAUUCAACACUUAAACAGCCACACAAGAACCCACACUGGUGAAAAACCCUUUUCUUGCUCAGUUUGUGGUCAAGGAUUCAGUCAUAAGAGUAACUUAAAAGUUCACACAAGAACCCACACUGGCGAAAAACCUUUUUCCUGCUCAGUUUGUAGUCAAGGAUUCACUCAAAUUCAACACUUAAACACACACAUAAGAACCCACACUGACGAAAAACCUUUUUCCUGCUCAGUUUGUGGUCGAGGAUUCACUCAAAUUCAACACUUAAACAGACACACAAGAACCCACACUGGCGAAAAACCUUUUUCCUGCUCAGUUUGUGGUCACGGAUUCAGUCAUAAGAGUGCCUUAAAAGUACACACAAGAACCCACACUGGCGAAAAACCUUUUUCCUGCUCAGUUUGUGGCCAAAGAUUCACUCAAAUUCACAACUUAAAAUUACACACAAGAACCCACACUGGUGAAAAACCUUUUUCCUGCUCAGUUUGUGGUAAAAAAUUCGCUCACAAGGAUCGGAUUAAGAGACACGUGUGUAUUGGUGUAAAAAGCAGUGGCUAAUGACUGUUUUGCCUGUCAUCCAUGCUGCCUUCAUCAGAUUGUGCACGUAGGUCAAUUGUAGUCUGUAAAGUUUCCUCAAAUCCUGUUGAGGAUUGGCAGUAUUGGUGCAUUACAUGUGAUUUGUCCAAUCCUUGUAUGAUGUGGAUCCACACUAUUGCCAAAAGUAUUUGCUCACCUGAUAUAACUCAAGGUAAGUGGCAUUAUUUAUAAAAUACUCUCCCUCUUUCAAACUACACUUUUCACAGUCAAUAUUUGAAACAGUAGACCCCAAAUUACAAAAAUUCUAAAUCAUUCAGAUAUGACGGUAUUAAAAACAUUUGUGAGAUAGACAAUUUAUCUCCAUAUAUUAUCUGCAAUUGUGAGUAUUGGCAAGUGACCGGUGUUUUGACUUGUGAGCUCGACUUUGCAUGCUGUGACGGUAUCACCCUCCUCAAGGAGUAAGUAGAGUCAGUGUAUUGAAACCUGUAUACUUUACAUUAAAAUGUUUGAUGUAUUUGCAUUGUUUUUUUUGUCACAUAUUUUUCAUAAUCUGUAUUUAGUGUGCACUGAAGAGAUAAACCUAUGAAGCCCUUAGUUUGGAGCAUGAUGAAAGUUCAAAGCGAAAUGAGAAACUUGCCUACUGUAAUGACUAGAGGUGUGCAAAAUUUCCGAUUCUUAGAUUAUUCGCGAUUCGGCCGUGGAAGAUUCGAGAACGUUUCACAAACAUCCAAAUUCCGAUUAUUGAAAUAUGCCAAGUAAAGCGGAAGUACAACACACUCAGCGCGCCGCGCGGUCUUUGGGACGGAACGGAGCGGGAGUAGCUAAACAUUAUGCUUCUCAUUAACCGGCCCCUCGGGUAAUGCCAACGCACAACUCACGGCUCUAGCUCAACUCAUGCCACGAGAUAAAAAAACACAACAACAUACCUGACUGCUGCCGAAAAGCUGCUACAAGUACAGCUAAGCUACAUAAUGUUACGGUAGAUAUCAUUUAUAUAGGACUAGAUGGAUUAAUAACUCGGUAGCGGUAGCAGGACAUCUGCAAAAAGCUAGAUGCGGGCGUUAGUAAACGGCCGCCAUCUUAAAGCAGUAAACUUCCCUGCAAUGCUGUUGUAGCGAACCUUCCAAGCAAACCUAAUUAACUUUUUAUCUAAAAUACUCCUAAAUCGGUAAAAUAUUGACUUGAAUCUAUCUUUAAAAUAGUUUUAAAACUUUCACAUGUCAAAAGUAGACAAAAGGGAAAUUAUGGAAUAACGGGAGCAAUUUUAACAACUUUAACGGUUGAUUCAUAACAUUAAAUUAAUUGAAUGUAGUUUAAAGCUGCUGAUACAGAAUGGGGACUGGAGUUUUUUUAUUUAAUGUUAUUUUUGUAUAUUUGUUUACUGCUAUAUGUUAACUUGAUACUGAAAUUGUAGUUUGGUUUAGCCUGAGAGUAUUUUUGAACAAUUUUGGAACUAAUGUACAAAACUUUAUUUAAAAAAAAAAAAAAAAAGGAGGGGGGUGCAUCAAUAAUCGUUUUAUAAUCGAAUCGGAGCCUCUGAAUCGUAAUCGUAAUCGAAUCGUUAGGUGCCCAAAGAUUCCCAGCUCUAGUAAUGACCCUAGUAAAGAAUAAAACAGCUGAUGGUGCAAAGUAGCAUGAGCAUACCGUAAAUUCCGGACCAUUGAGCGCCCCGGAUUACAAGCCUCACCCAGUACAUUUUUAAAGGAAAAAGCAUUUUGUACAUACAUAAGCCUCUCCUGCCUAUAAGCCGCGUGUUCCCACAUAUUAAACUGAAAUAUUUAUAAAGAAAUACACAGUUUUCCAAGUUUAAAUACCAUAUUUUAACAAAUCGGGUUAUGAUACAGCGCGUGAUUUACAGGUAAGGGAGGUGCGGAAGAGCAAGAGACGUGCUGUCGUUGUUGUUGCGGGUGUGUCUGUGCGUGUGCGUCGGCUGCUAGAGGCAGCAGUCGUGUGUUGUUCGACGAGUUUCCAAAAUAAAGAAUUGCAACCUAACUUAACGGGUUACGAUUUGUCAUCGUUACAAUACCUUAACUUUUCUUUCUAAACAGCGCCAGCAACACGGCACUUAGCUGACUCCUCAAGCUCACUCCUUAGCGUGUCGUCCUCUUCAUCACGCAGCAGACCGGCUUUUCGAAACCCGUUGGUGAUGGUGGAUUUUUUUCACGCUGCUCCACACUGUCAGACUUUUUCAAAAGUUGCUCUUCGCAUACGACCACUUUUGUAAACGAUCUGAUGCCGCUGGCCAUCCAAGCCUUCAAUUCAACUCGGCACAUCAUAUCCAUUUCUUCUAGCAUGAUGCGGAUAUGCUUAUUCUUGCCUGGCACGGCCAGACUGUUCUCCGUGUGUUUUUCAAACACUGAGAGAAGUCUGAGACCCAGCCCAUUAACGCCCUCUCGGGCAAGUACAAAAUCAAUCGAUAGAUUCGUUUAUUUGCGUGACGUGCUCUUAACGAGCGGUGUCACUCUUCCGCGUAGGAAGUCGUCUCCACAACACAGAUGGCGAACAGGAGAGCCGAAAAUAUGUUCCAAUCCACGGUAAAAUCAGUUUUAAACUACCAAAAACACAUAGACACAAGUCAGUGACAACAGUCUGUCUCGCGCUAGCCAUGUUGAAUAAACUCUGCUCUCCUCGUAUGUUUACUUCCGCGCGCAAGUCCCUCGUCCCGCCCGUCGCUGAUUGGUCCACUCCGCCGUCUGUUUGCUGUGGCUUGCUCCGCUCUGAAAAUUUUAUCGCUUAAUGGUGGCCAGACUCAAUAGAUGGAACAGCGGUGAGUCUGGAGUACCAGGCUAUGCUAAUUCUACUAAUGCACAAAGAUGAGGGUCUGCUACUUUUAUUCGUGCACAAAGCACAAACUUAAAAUACGGGUAAGAGUGCCAACUAGCGUCUUCCUCGACACACAUAUUCCACGUGUCUUAUGCUUGCAUUUUAUGCUCGAGCGCUCCUGGCGGUCGUUAGAAAAAUUGAUAAAUUGGCCGCAUCAUUGCAUACGCUGCAGGAUUCAAAAUGAGGGAAAAAAGUAGCGGCUUGUAAUCCGGAAUUGACUGUAAUCAAAACAUGUCAGAUCCAGUAUGCUACAGCAAGAGUUCAUUUUACUUGUAGACAUUUUCAUGUGAAUAUUGUAACAAUGUUGGAAUUACAUUUUAAAAUGUAUUGUUAAAGCAAGUAAUUGAAGAAAUACCGUAAUUUCCCAAAUAUAACGCGCUUUUUUUCCCCCACAAAAUCAACUUGUAAAAUCAUGGUGGGCAUUAUAAACGGGUACAUUGAUGGAGACAUAUAUAUUUCAUACAUAUAUAUAUAUAUAUAUAAACCGAUUUUUUUUUUUUUUUGACACGGCCACGUUGUGUUGAAGAAACGUAUGCGGCAACCCAUUCCCGACCAUUACGGUGCGUGACGUCACCAUUUUGUUUCGGUAAUACUUCACUGUAAUCGGCUAAAUGAUUUCGUCUGUGUUAAAUUCUGCUUUUUUCACUCUUCAUAAAGCACAGAAUUUAGUUUCUUUUACUCAUUUGAGUCAAUGUUUAUUGCAGCUCCGCAACUCGGACCGUAACAAACAUAAGCACACAGACUUCCUGUGUCUAUCAACUAUAUCUGUCCCUCGGGAAACUCAAACCCAAAUACCAAUAGUUCCUAUUGUUACUGUCGUGUUGACAGCGAUGAGCUCUCACGAAUUUCCGACUUCCUUUCUCACUUUCCUUUUACCGUAUCAAUCCACGGAAGAAACAUUUAUUCAUCAUGAUGAAACAAGCAAGUUAUACAGCAGCCUUUAAAAGAAAAGUCACAUCUGUUUUGUUUUCUCCUAGAUUCUGGUAAGUUGGAGAAGUCAAAUCAUAUUUUUACCGUAAAUAUUGUCAGUUUAUGGUAAUGUUUUGAACUACCAAUGUGCUAUGCCUGUGCUGUGUUUCACCAGUCAAUAAAAUGACAUUUCUGUAUCUGUACACGAGCUCUGUUUUCUUGUAUUCUUCUAUUUAUUGGUGCUAAAAUUAGGGUGCGCGGUAUAAACGGGUACAAUA